Messenger RNA from Phragmites australis (common reed), 1570 nucleotides. Its product is annotated as mitotic checkpoint protein BUB3.1-like. The record is from RefSeq and is a predicted model, not a curated record. The coding region runs from base 296 to 1333 and encodes 345 amino acids. Gene Ontology annotation, molecular function: ubiquitin binding. NCBI's taxonomy places the organism in Eukaryota, Viridiplantae, Streptophyta, Magnoliopsida, Poales, Poaceae. The transcript has 9 exons. Gene Ontology annotation, biological process: mitotic spindle assembly checkpoint signaling. Gene Ontology annotation, cellular component: mitotic checkpoint complex; bub1-bub3 complex; phragmoplast.
GCCGAACGAACGGAAGGCCACGCCAUGGAAUCUUCUCGCCUCUCUGUCCCCCUUUCCUCAGACCCCAGUACUCCCGUCGUUUGAAUCCAAAAAUAAAAAUACCAAAUCCAACUCGUCUUUAAGCCUUCCGCUCCCCGUUGAUCUCCCUUCCUCCCUCCCUGGUGCUCGCUCCGCCCGUUCCGAAUUCAAAUUUCGAAGCCCUCCUCAUCCUCCUGCUGCUCCUACUACGCCAAACCCUAAACCAAUUCCUCCUCCUCCCCCUUCUCCACCACCUACCACCUCCCCGCCUCCCACCAUGAGCGCCGCCGCCGCCGCCGCAACAGCCGCCGUGGGCAGCGGCAAGGAGCUCGCCAACCCGCCCUCCGAUGGGAUCUCCAACCUCCGCUUCUCCAACCACAGCAACAACCUCCUCGUCUCCUCAUGGGACAAGACGGUGCGGCUCUACGAAGCCGACGCAAACGUGCUCAAGGGGGAGUUCGUGCACCCUGGGGCCGUCCUCGACUGCUGCUUCCACGACGACUCAUCGGGGUUCAGCGCCGGCGCUGACCACACCGUGCGGAGGUUAGUAUUUAGUUCAGCUAAAGAAGAUGUUUUGGGGCGGCAUGAUGGUCCAGUUCGUUGCGUGGAAUACUCUUACGCUGCAGGACAAGUCAUUACUGGCAGCUGGGAUAAAACUGUUAAAUGCUGGGAUCCAAGAGGAGUGAGCGGACCAGAGCGUACACUUGUUGGGACAUAUACUCAACCUGAACGUGUUUAUUCUAUGUCUUUAGUAGGAAAUAGGUUGGUUGUUGCAACGGCAGGAAGGCAUGUCAAUAUUUAUGAUCUGCGCAACAUGUCUCAACCUGAGCAAAAAAGAGACUCUUCUUUGAAAUAUCAAACACGAUGUGUUCGAUGUUUUCCCAACGGAACAGGGUACGCUCUAAGUUCUGUUGAAGGACGAGUUUCUAUGGAAUUCUUUGAUCUAUCCGAGUCUGCUCAAUCUAAAAAGUAUGCUUUCAAGUGUCAUCGGAAAUCUGAGGCUGGGAGGGAUACCGUUUAUCCUGUCAAUGCAAUUGCAUUCCAUCCAAUAUAUGGCACGUUCGCCACUGGAGGUUGUGAUGGAUUUGUGAAUGUAUGGGAUGGCACUAACAAGAAAAGACUAUAUCAGUACUCAAAGUACGCAUCAAGCAUCGCUGCUCUUUCAUUCAGUAAGGAUGGUCAUCUACUUGCUGUGGCAUCCAGCUACACUUACGAAGAGGGAGAGAAAUCCCAUGAGCCCGACUCAAUAUUUAUCCGGACGGUGAACGAAGUUGAAGUAAAACCGAAGCCCAAGGCAUUGACAGCUCCCCAGUAGUGUUGUAAUGAGUUGACGACAGUAUUAAUCAGAUGGUCAGAUGUUCUCUAUUUCUCCAAGUUGAUGUCGAUUACAUUUGUUGACGAAUGUCUUGUGAAGUGAAUGCCAGUAUCCAGAUCUGGCGUCUCAUCUGCUAGUGUAGAACUUGUACUCCGGAAAUAUUUCAUGUUCCAGCUGAUUGUAUAUUUUGAUGCAAAUUAUGUUAAGUUUAUUUGAUUUUUUGUAGACUUGACCUUA